This is a messenger RNA of Dreissena polymorpha, 1972 nucleotides long. Its product is annotated as cytoplasmic 60S subunit biogenesis factor ZNF622-like. Gene Ontology annotation, biological process: ribosomal large subunit biogenesis. Bases 140 to 1297 code for a protein of 385 amino acids. The transcript has 10 exons. Gene Ontology annotation, cellular component: preribosome, large subunit precursor. The record is from RefSeq and is a predicted model, not a curated record. Gene Ontology annotation, molecular function: nucleic acid binding; zinc ion binding. Lineage: Eukaryota; Metazoa; Mollusca; Bivalvia; Myida; Dreissenidae.
UAUUGUGCAACAUGUUCAAGACCAAUAAGCGUUUACAGAAACUGAGGAAAGCACACUGCUUUGCGAAAUUAGCCUACAAUUUAUUUGUUGACAGUUUUUAAAGGAAUAAAAAGAUAUUUGCAGGUGUUCCACAGACGAGAUGUCCAUGUUCACGUGCAUCGCAUGCAGGGUGGUGUUUGCAGAGAGUUCUACACAGAGGGCUCAUUAUAAAACAGACUGGCACAGGUACAACCUCAAGAGGAAGGUUGCUGAUCUGCCCCCUGUGAGUGCAGACAACUUCAAGCAGAAAGUGUUGACUGUUCAGCAAUCUCAGGGUGACGGGGACACAAAGCAGUCGCAGGGCUGCACAGCAUGUGGAAAACACUUCAGCUCCCAGAAUGCAUUGCAGAAUCAUCUCAACUCUAAGAAACACAAAGAGAUUGAGGCUCAAAGAAAUACAACUAAGGAAAAGGAGGAAAAUAAACAAAAAUCUAAACAACCAAUCACGACAGAAAAUAAAGUGGUUACUGGGGCAACCAGUGCUGCAAAAGAAGAUGAAGAUAUGGAAGUCAUAGAGACAGACAGUGACAUGGAGUCAGUGAGCAGUUUUGGGGACGAGGAGGGGCUUCCACUGGGUACCUGCUUGUUCUGUAGUCAUGACGACGGGGCCCUGGAGGACAGCCUACGUCACAUGACCCAGGCCCACAGCUUCUUCCUGCCCGACGCAGAGUAUAUCUCCGACCUUGAGGGGCUCAUAACUUACCUAGGCCAGAAAGUGGGUGCUGGGUUUGUGUGUCUCUGGUGCAACCAGCGAGGCAGGAGUUUCCGCUCUGUAGGGGCCGUACAGAAGCACAUGUUGGACAAGGGCCACUGUAAGAUCCUGCAUGACGGAGACGUGGUCCUGGAGUAUGCGGACUUCUAUGACUACAGGAGCAGCUAUCCAGACCACAAUGAGUCUGCAGGGGAGGCGGUGGAGGGUCAGACAGAGGAGAUGGAGGUGGAAGUCACGCCAGAGACACUCGAUGCUGACGGAUAUGAGCUGGUGCUGCCCUCUGGAGCCGUCAUAGGUCACCGUUCCUUGCAGCGUUACUACCGCCAGAACCUGAACCCCCGGACCUCAGAAAGGGGCCGUUCCCUGCUACCCAGAAUGCUUGCACAGUACAAGGCUUUGGGAUGGACUGGGGCCAAAGGACCAGUUGCAGAGAGACGGUGCAAGGACCUAGCCGCAGUGCAGCGAUGGAAGAACCGAUCGUACAUGCACCUUGGGAUCAAGGCCAACAAGUUCCAGCCUCACUUUCGAGCACAGGUCAUGUUCUAAAUCCGGAAAUAUCCAGUGGAAACCUACCUUGGACUGUGAUAGAGACUACCAGAGCUGGCAUGAAUUUACUAGGAUUAAUGCACUUGGAUUGUUCUACUGGGAUCUGUGAAUUUGGAUCACUGCAUGGAUCUUUGUAUUGCGGUCACUGUAUUAGGAUCAUAAUACUGGGAUCACUCUACUGGGAUCAUUUUACUCUGAUCUUUCAUGGAACUUUGCUUUUAGGUCAUUGUUCUUGAAUUUUUUUUACUUAAGUCAUGGAUCACAUUUGUCAGUAGGACAUAAUAUAUUUAUGUAAACUCCAUGGUAAAGGUGUACGUAAUGAUUGAAACUCAAUUGAAUAGAGUACUUUCUGCGGUUUUGGAAAAAUUAUUGAUAAUUGAAAAAAAAAAUUAUAGACAAAAAUAGAACUCAGACUAUAAAUGUAAUUUAAUCAGGAGAAUGCACCAGGAAUAACAAUGUGCUGAAGUGAAUUUACCUAUACAAGAUACCAUGACAGCAUUCAGGCUAAUGAAAUACUUGUGAACCUUUGUAUACAUUAUGCACAUACAAUAAUGAAGAAGUCAUAAUGACAAGUACGUGCAGCAAUAUUUAAUUGAACAGUACCUUGGAAAUCUUGUUUUCAACUGUUAUAUUUACAUGUUAUGGUUAAGGAAGAAAUAAAUAUGCUAAAACUUG